UCUGAAAUGUCUAAUUUAAAUCUGUCUCAGAGCAACAUCACCACUGAACAGUAUCAGGGGCUACUGGAAAGAGUGUUGUUCUCCAUUUUCAUAACGGUACCAUGCUGUGUGUUUCUCUUCAUUAAUUUUACCAUGUUGUUCAUCUUAAGGAGUAAGACUGUGUUUUGUGAAGCCUCUCGUUACAUUCUGCUGUAUAACCUGCUUUUUGCAGAUACUGUAAUGCUGCUUCUGAGUCAGUUAAUGUACAUAAUCACUGCAUGUAGGAUACUGCUGACAUAUCCUGUGUGCGGUGUUCUUAACAUGCUUGCUAUUCUCACAGAAGAGAUCUCUCCGCUCACACUGGUGGUGAUGUCUCUGGAGAGGUAUGUAGCUGUGUGCUACCCACUGAGCCAUGCUUCUAUCAUCACCAUCAGAACCACAGUGGUGGCUAUCCUUGUGGUUUGGGCUAUCAGUUCACUAAAUGUCCUCAUUCGAGUUAUUUUGCUGUUACAGUUUCCAUUUGAAGACCUGCAGAGCCUGCAGAUGACACAACUUUGUAGUGCACGCGUCAUGUUGCUCUCGCCAAUGUAUGAUUAUUAUGACAAAGCCUACACUUGUUUUGUAUUUGUAUCAGCUGGUUUAGCAAUCAUUUCCUCUUAUAUUGGAGUGAUGAUAGCUGCCAGGUCGGCCUCCACUGACAAAACUUCAGCUCGUAAGACCAGUAACACACUGCUGCUGCAUAUGAUGCAGCUAGGCCUCACUCUCUCCUCAACUAUACACAACCCAUUGAUCACAGCUGUUUCUGACAUAGUAACAAGGAUUGUUAUUGUUCGUAUACAGAUCAUUUUUUAUGUGUUUAUUUUUAUCUUCCCCAGAUGUCUGAGUUCUCUUAUUUAUGGCAUCAGAGACCAGAACAUCAGACCCCUCCUCAUGUACUAUCUAUGUUGUCGACUAAAACUCAAUUAUGUCAGCCAAGGCUGAGCAGUGGAUCUUGUCAACUUUUCUAAAGGCCUUCAUGAAUCUCUAGUUGUGAUUGAGCAAGAGGAAGAGAUUUAACAAAGC
Molecule: messenger RNA, 1041 nt
Organism: Labrus mixtus (cuckoo wrasse)
Lineage: Eukaryota; Metazoa; Chordata; Actinopteri; Labriformes; Labridae
Product: odorant receptor 131-2-like
Exons: 1
Coding region: 7-960 (317 amino acids)
Biological process (GO): G protein-coupled receptor signaling pathway
Cellular component (GO): membrane
Molecular function (GO): G protein-coupled receptor activity
Source: RefSeq, a predicted model, not a curated record